GAACUUGUUUCUUACUAGAUGACUUCGAACGUCUCCGUAGUCGCACAUCGGAUACCGCAGGAGUUGUUCAAAACGAUUAUAAAGCACUUGAUACCUCGAGAACUGGAGAAUCCACUCUUGCUUUCCCUCGCGUCGGACCAGGACCACGUAGAGCGCAAGAAGCAGCUAAAGCAUGAACUUGGGCAAUGCUCCCUCGUUUGUCAUUUCUGGGCGAUGCACUGCCGUCCUCCCCUGUUCAGGUACAUCGAGCUUCGGGCAGCUGAGGACGUCCAUCGUUUGUUUGAAUUUGCGAAUACGAUCACUCUAGACAUCAGUGUUGGGUGGUAUGUCUUUGGCAUCGCCAUCUGCAUCACGAUGCCCUCGCCUCCGUGGAUUCACCUCGUCGUUAACACCAUUCCUCUCGACGCAUUUCCGUUCGUGGAGAACUACACCUUCAAUGUACUCAAGCCCAGUGAAUCCAUAACGCUUAAUGAGCCGGGAUUUUAUGCCCCUCGCUCCGUAUUCUACGGCCUCCCACGCUCACUCCCCGCCACCAAGUGCUCCAUCGACGAUGUCGCCCUGAGUGGCCAGCGCUUCGCCGCAUUCGCCGAUCUGGUCUCCUUCCUCAGCUCGUUCAUUGCUAUCAAGCUCCACUCGGAGUCAUGUGGCGCGAAGAGACUGUCGCUCGAGGAAGUUACUUGGGCGGACGGCGACGCCCUGACGCCCUCAGAAACACCGGUUGCAUUCCGCGGCAUGCGUCGCUGCUGGCGGAAGUGCUUCAUGUCUAUUGAAACAUUCGGCUGCACGGCGAUUUGGCCACUCAUUUGGCUUGUAGUCACCACAGAACGUCCUCGGCCAUCUCAGCACAGAACGCCGGUGUUCCUCGAUGGUGCAGAAGUGCGCCGGCUCGCAGCGCUCGUGGAAGCGCUCGUGGACAAUUGCAAGUGCACUGCUUGUAAGCAGUCCGAGUUAAGGUCUGCGUCGCUGAGGCCUACGUAUCUUACAGCUUCAGGCGGACUUGGAGACGAGCGCGUUAUAAUCAUUCAUGGAGUUCACGGUUUCAGUUUCACGGUAUUUGAUGGCCACGUUACCAAGAUCCACUUCGAUAUUAGGGGCUGGUAUUUUGACGAAGAUAUGCGUCUUGGAUCUCCUGAGGAGCUCGGAUUCGACUGGGCGGCCCUUGACCAGCGGGUGGCUGCCUUCGAAUGGGCCGUGGCGUUCUCUGCGAAAAUACCUGAAGUGCUCCAUGACGAGUUCGAGUCGUUCAUGCGUGGCCACAUGCCAUUGAUGGAAUCGAGAGGUCAUUUGGAAGUCGAGGCCGUCAAGCGAUGACUCUGACGAAGAAGAUGUUCGAAUUCGUGUAGCGUUGUUUGUGGUCGCAAGG
This is a messenger RNA of Phanerochaete carnosa HHB-10118-sp, 1363 nucleotides long. RefSeq lists its product as uncharacterized. The record is from RefSeq and is a predicted model, not a curated record. The transcript has 3 exons. Bases 19 to 1311 code for a protein of 430 amino acids. Lineage: Eukaryota; Fungi; Basidiomycota; Agaricomycetes; Polyporales; Phanerochaetaceae.